Lingula anatina is the source of this 2486-nucleotide messenger RNA. RefSeq names its product major vault protein. Lineage: Eukaryota; Metazoa; Brachiopoda; Lingulata; Lingulida; Lingulidae. Gene Ontology annotation, cellular component: cytoplasm; nucleus. The record is from RefSeq and is a predicted model, not a curated record.
AUAAUCUUACACCUAGGGCAUUGAGCGCCACCCUGGAGAUCGUUGGAUGAUCAGAGGCCCCAAGGAAUAUGUUCCUCCAGUUGAAGUAGAAGUUGUCUGCAAACGUCAAGCCAUCCCACUAGAUGAAAAUGAAGGAAUCUAUGUCAGAAAUGUCAAAACUGGCAAGGUAAGAGCCAUCACUGGGGAGACCUACAUGUUGAACCAAGAUGAGGAGUUGUGGUGUAAGGAGCUGCCCCCUGCUGUGGAGGCACUUCUGGCCCAAGGGAAAGAUCCACUGGCUGAUAGAGGAGAGCGCGGCAGAGGGGCAAGCACCCAAACACGCGACAAAACCAGGGUAGUCACCUUCAGAGUGCCACACAAUGCAGCAGUGCAGAUAUAUGAUUACAAGGAGAAAAAAGCAAGAGUUGUGUUUGGUCCAGAUCUGGUGAUGCUGGGUCCAGAUGAACAGUUUACUCAGCUCAGUUUGUCUGGUGGUAAACCCAAAAAACCCAAUCUUAUCAAAUCACUGUGCCUUCUCAUGGGUCCUGACUUCUGCACAGAUAUUAUAGUGGUGGAGACGGCAGAUCACGCAAGGCUCUCUCUGCAGCUGUCAUACAAUUGGCACUUUGAAAUUUCAACCAAGGCUGGAGACAAAGACUUUGAAACUGAGGCAGCUAAGUUGUUCAGUGUUCCCGACUUUGUUGGCGAUGCUUGUAAAGCAAUUGCGUCUAGAGUCAGAGGAGCUGUGGCACAAGUUCAGUUUGAUGACUUUCAUAAGAACUCCGCCAAAAUUAUCCGUGCGUCUGUGUUUGGAAUUGAUGACAGCAAGAAAGUGCGAGAUCGCUUUGUGUUCAAACAGAACAACUUGAUCAUCACUAGCAUAGAUAUUCAGUCUGUGGAACCAGUGGACCAGAGAACUAGAGAUGCCUUGCAGAAGUCUGUCCAACUGGCCAUUGAAAUUACCACCAACUCACAGGAGGCAGCAGCCAGACAUGAAGCAGAGCGUCUAGAGCAGGAGGCAAAAGGUCGCCUGGAGCGUCAAAAGAUCAGUGAUGAAGCUGAGGCUGAGAAAUCUCGCCGUGCUCUUCUAGAACUCCAGGCUCAGAGUGCUGCCGUAGAGAGCACAGGGCAAGCCAAGGCAGAGGCACAGUCCAGGGCAGAGUCUGCCAGAAUAGAGGGAGAGGCUAAUGUGGAGCAAGCCAAACUGAAGGCGCAGGCUAUGAAAAUUGAAGCAGAAGGAGAACUUGAACGCCUUACCAGUGCCCGUGAAGCAGAGAUCAGGUUCCUUCGUGAACAGAAUGAGCUUGAGCUGUCCAAGUCCAAGGAGAUGACUGCCAUUGAGACUGGCAAGUUUAAAGACAUGGUGAAUUCCAUAGGUGCAGACACCAUCAGAGCCAUUGCAACUUCUGGACCCGAGAUGCAGGUGAAACUCCUGAAGGCACUGGGCUUGAAGUCCACUCUGAUCACAGAUGGCAGUUCCCCUAUCAAUCUGUUCAAUACAGCCAAUGGCCUGGUUGGGGGAAGCAUGGUCCCCAUGAAGCGGGGACCACAAGUUGCCUCAGAUGAUGAAGAUGAAGAUUGAAUCACAUACUAGCUGCUGGACAGGCUGAUAUUAGAAUGACAGCCUUAAAGAUUUAAAGAGAUUUUAAGAACUGAUUAAUUUUACUCAAUCCUUUUAUGAAGGAAUUUAUAAAAAAGGGUGAAUUUCUGGCUACAAACAUUACCCUAUAUAUAACUACAGCAUUAUUGAAGAAGAAAUGCUGUUACAGUAAUGUAAAAAAAGCAUUAUGUAUGUAGAGAGUAACAAAAACAUUAUAUUAUGUAGAGAGUGAUAUCUUCUCCUGAAAUUGCCCUGAAGGUUUUGCACACAACAGAUAUCUAACUUGUUUUAUUAGAAAUGUGCAAUCUUUGAUUAUGAAAUAUUUUGAUAUAACAAACCCUGUUGUUUAUACAUUCCACUUAUGCAUGAGAAAUUUUGUUUCUAUAUGUUUAGUGCAUACUGUACAGUUUUUUCUUUUUGAUAUUAUAAAUCCUAUAUAUUGACCUGUGAUACUGUUUGAUAAAAGAACAUUUAUCUGUAGUAAGUUUUUUUGUUGUCAAAAGUCCCUACAUUAGGGAAGUUGAUCAAAUAUCAUUCUUUACCAUUGAUCUGUGCAUAAAAACUUAUGAAAUUAUGAAAUAUGUUGCCUUUCUUGUUUUAAAUAAUACUGUAAUACUAUUGAGUGUGCCUAAAUAUGUUAUCAUGUUGCAUUGUUAAAAUCUAAAAGAUGUUAUUGGUUGCUGUGGUGCUGUACACUUUCAUGAAGCAGAGUGAUUGCCACGUUGAUGAUUAUUUUCAAAAUUAAGGCUUAGAUUAUUAAAAGACAGACUUUCCUAUAAUCAUUUGAUCUGAUGUUCAUUAGAUUAACUACUACCAAAGUUGAGAUGUGAUGCACUUUGUGGUUGUAAUUAAAUACAUUGAUUAAUUAAAAUAAAUAAAACAAUGUACAUGUACCUUUUCUGUAAAA